This is a messenger RNA of Melampsora larici-populina 98AG31, 1416 nucleotides long. RefSeq lists its product as uncharacterized. Gene Ontology annotation, molecular function: DNA-binding transcription factor activity, RNA polymerase II-specific; zinc ion binding. Lineage: Eukaryota; Fungi; Basidiomycota; Pucciniomycetes; Pucciniales; Melampsoraceae. Bases 533 to 1237 code for a protein of 234 amino acids. Gene Ontology annotation, biological process: regulation of DNA-templated transcription. The record is from RefSeq and is a predicted model, not a curated record. The transcript has 9 exons.
AUUUGAAAUCAUAACUCUAACAAACCUCUUUGGCGUAUUCGAGCAGUCUUUGGUUUCCUUCGUACAAGUCUCUGUUAACUAUGCGCACUUUCCCCUCACGGGCCACACUACGAGUCAUAUAACCUGGUUGGAUACUAAACGCAUCUGCGUAUCAAACUGACACCCCGACACCAUAGUCCACCAAGUUUAGACCACAUAAAUCUCCCGCUCAGGAUAUCAUGGUGGCACUGUUCAACUUAUAUUCAACCAGAUCUAUCUAGACACAGUCUCAUCCACGGCGAAUUUAUUUGCGGUGGGCGUCUUAGUUUUUCACUUCAUCACUCCUACCUGACUAAGUUUGACAACUUACCAAGGGACCAGUUCUUCUCACAAACUCUAUUGCAUGAACUUUUAUCUCGGGACAGCCGUCGUCUGAACUUGUGCCAUUCACGAACACAAAAUAACGUAGGGAAACGGAACUCGCAAAACUAUCAGGAUCUUCUCUUUCGACAUCUCAAGUUCGGAGCUUUGAGCAUUCCAUCACAUCUCCAUCAUGCACCACCGUCGCUCUUGCCCCUAUCAUGUACCACCACCCAAAAGAUUCAAUUCCGACUCGAAGGCCUGGAUGGGCCCAGUGUUCGCAAAUGAGAAGAAUUCGGGCUGGAACAAGCUCAAUGCUGUGAAAGCUUGUACCCGAUGUAGAGAUCGCCAUGUGCGUUGCAGUUUACGCACGAGUGGUGGUCCAUGCAACCAUUGUCGAAAGAGAAAAGAAGUAUGCGUCGUGCUUGGAUGGGAAAUGCAACCAGACGAUCCGGCCAAUGUCAUCUACAAGCCUGUCCUGCCUCCUCCGAUGAUACCGAGUGCUACCCCAAUCGAACCAUCGAAUCAUGCAGUAUCCUAUUCAACACCUAUUAAUGCCGAAGAGCUAGCGGGGCGACUGGAAAAGCUAAGCCCCCGAGCUCUUGCCUUGCUUUGGCCAUGGGGUCCAGAUGACCGCGACCCCUUCUAUCCAAGUGGCCCUCAAUUUGGGGACGAUUAUCAUGAGCAUUGCUCGGAAGACUGUCCGAAUCGAAAUCGGAUAGCAGGGAAUACAGCACAUUAUUCAUAUUCACCUACAAUUCAAUCACCUUCACUCUUACGGACAUCUGGUGCCAGUCCGGCGGCUACCACAUCUAGUUACAUUUAUUUACCCUCCUCACCACAAUGGGAAAUGGUCGAAGAUAAUCUAUUACCAGUCGCAUAUCUAUACACUACAUAAGAUUUCUUUUCUGCACAAAACACUACUCACUUACUGCUAUCAUAGAAGAAAUUCAUUGAAUAAUUUUCCAAACUCAUUGGUUGUUGACUACAAUUUUUUAAUUUAAUCGACCUUGGCAUAGUAUGGGGAUUGGCGCUUCCUUGCAUGGGUGAAAUUCAAAUGUCCAGACUUCAAAAGUG